UUAAAAUCGCUCGUUCACUACCCAGGGCAAGAUUGAAUGAGCGCGCUCCAGGGUGAGCUUUGAUUUUUGACGUUGACAAUUUGCUUUAAAUUGUCAUAAAAAAAAUCCAAAUAAUUAAGUUACUAGUUGAGUUGAUUGUCGACUUUUAACCGUUUUGUUUUUAUUUUUAAGUUCAGUUGUUUAAUUUUCGUAGUGUUCCGUAAUAAAAUUCAUGCAGGGUAAUUGUUGCCUUAUUUGACAAGCUGACAAAAACAAUGCAUCACUGAAAAGUAUUCAAAAUGCAACAACCUUUGAUUUUACUAUUAGUUCACAUCUUUCAAGUACUUUGUCAAAGUCCAGAACAAAAUGCCUUAGACUAUCCUAAUUUUGCACCAGACAGCUAUCAACAUCCAGGUAGUAAUCAAUAUUAUGGAGAUUUACAGUGUCCAGAAUACUGGAUACCAUAUCAGCAAUAUUGUUAUAAAUUAAUCAAGUCACCAUUAAAGAAGUUUGAUGAUGCUAGGGUCUUAUGUCAAGCAUAUGCUGGCGAACAAGCUGAAAGAAGUUCAUCAGAUUUAGUAUCCUUAAGUUCAGUAGAUGAACAUAGUUUUCUUAUACAACAACUUAACCACUAUGAUACACAGCAUCGGCGCUGGUAUAUUGGAGCCCAUCAAACAUCGCUAAAUUUCUACUCUAAUCCCGAUGGUUCUCAGUUACCCCCAAUGGAAAGUGCCUUUUUUAGAGAUGAAACACCAAGGGAUUAUGGUUCUCCAAUAAAAGAUUUUUUGGUAUAUAAGUUUUCUAAUAAUCUGAUGCAUUGGGGUUUGGAGACAGUGGUUGGUGAUGAACCAUUACCUUUUAUUUGUAAAGCUAAUGUGGCUGCUAUUCAACGGCUGAAAGAUGAUGGGAGGGAUUACACUUAUGGAGCUGAAAUAUUUGAUACCGAACGAAUUCCAAGGGGGCCUUAUUUUAUUAAACAACCAGUUGAUGCUAUAUUUGAUACUUCAAAGCGGAAUCUUUAUAAUGACAUUAGCCUAAGCUGCUCGGCUGGAGGAUACCCAACACCUACAUACAAAUGGUAUAGAGAAGAAUAUGUAUCUGAUAAAUUAGUACCAAGAGAAAUAGAUCCUUUAGCAGAUGGAAGAUAUACAAUUAGUGGUGGCACUUUAAUCAUUCAUGAUCCACAACAAAAACGAGAUAGAGCUACUUAUCAUUGUAGGGCAACUAAUAAAUUUGGAACAAUUAUUUCUGAAAGUGUCGAAUUAAAUUUUGGUUUCAUCUUGGAAUUUGUCCUCAAAAGAAGUCCAGAAGUUGGAGAACUAAAUUGGGGAAAAGCUAUUUACUGUGAUCCUCCAAAUCAUUUUCCAUCUGUGAAAUAUUCCUGGUCUAGAGAAUAUUUUCCUAAUUUUGUAGAAGAAGAUAGAAGAGUUUUUGUUUCAAACGAUGGAGCCCUAUACUUUUCAGCUUUAGAAACUAUUGACCGGGCUAAUUAUAGUUGUAGUAUACAAUCUGAGUUUUCUGACUCUGGUAGAAAUGGACCAUUUUUUCCUCUUAGAGUUAAUCCACACUCUAAUUAUCAAACACUUAAGUUUCCUAACAAUUUCCCUAAAGCAUUCCCAGAUACUCCAAUUGCUGGAAAGGAAGUGAAAUUGGAAUGUGUUGCUUUCGGAUACCCAGUACCAAGUUACAAUUGGACGAGAAAAGGUUCUGCCAGCUUUCCCAGAAAUUCCUAUUUCACUAGCUACAACAGAAUCCUUAUAAUACCAAAUGUUAAAGUUGAAGAUCAAGGAGAAUACAGCUGCAGAGCUUAUAAUGACAGGCAGAGCAUUGAGCAUUCAGUUAUCCUUGAUAUUCAAGCAGAGCCCAAUUUCACUAUUCCUUUAGCGGAUAAACAUAUUGAUAAGAAAGGCGAAUUGAUAUGGACUUGCGAAGCAUUUGGAAUUCCCGAUGUAAAUUAUACUUUUUACAAGGAUGGAAGGGCGUUGUCCAUGUUGAAUUUGGAUCCAGAAGACCGAGGCCGUAUAACCAUAAGAGAUAACGUCUUGACCAUCAACUUCCUUAACGACAAAAGGGAUCCUGGAAUGUAUCAAUGCAAAGCUGCUAACACAUUAAAAACAAGAUACUCUUCUGCACAACUUCGAGUACUAGCCUUCCAGCCAUCUUUUAAGAAAAAUCCCCUAGAAUCUGAAACAUAUGCUGCCGAAGGAGGAAAUGUAACUAUCAAAUGCAAUCCAGAAGCUGCUCCUAGACCUAGGUUUGUAUGGAAAAAAGAUGGUAUUGAAAUAGGACAUGGAGGACACAGGAGAAUUUCUGAAAAGGGAAAUUUAAUGCUAUCGCCAGUGUCAAGGGAUGAUGAAGGCGUUUACACUUGUAUGGCAAGUAAUGAACUUGGUAUGGCAGAAUCAAGGGGCCGGUUAAUUGUGUUACGUGGUCCAAGAAUUGUUGAAAGCCCGGCGCAAACUAUUGUCAUUGUGAAUGGCCGCAGUAUCGAUCUCCAAUGCUAUGCAACAACUGAUGAAAUGCUUGAUAUUGCUUAUAUGUGGGCUCAUAAUGGUUUAAGAAUUCGUGAUUUGGAUGUCGUCAACUCAAAUGACAGAAUAAGGAUUGAUGGUGGUUAUCUCCGAGUAUCAAAUGCAACCUUCUCUGACUCCGGAGAAUAUGAAUGUAAAGUUGAAAGCGCUGUUGGAGCGAUUUCGUUUCAAACUCACGUAAUAGUACAAGGUCCUCCCGGUCCUCCUGGUGGUGUUCAGGUGAUGACAAUACAGAGAAAUUCUUUUACUUUACAAUGGACUGACGGAGCUACUCAUGGAAUGCCUAUUUAUAGUUACACCAUUAGUGGAAGAACUAACUGGAAUCAUACAUGGGUUAAUUUGGCUAUUGGUGUAAGAGCAAGAGAGAUAGAUAGACAUACUGGCAGGAAAGAAGCAGAUAUAGAAAUAGUUUUAACUCCAUGGUCAAACUAUGAAUUUCGUGUAGGUGCUUGGAAUGAGCUGGGACCAGGUCCAUUUUCUGCACCCAGUCCUAAAUAUCAUACAGUCAAAGACAAGCCCAGGUUAGCCCCAAGAAAUGUUGGAGGUGGAGGUGGUAAAAUUGGUGAUCUCACAAUAACGUGGUCGCCACUAAAGCCUGAAGAACAACACGCUGCUGGCAUUCAUUAUAAAGUAUUUUGGAAACGUUACAACGAGCAAGUAGAAUUUCAAAGUUUGGUAUUGAAAGAAUUUGGCAACACUAACACUGCUGUUGUACAAAUUGAACCUAAAUAUUACUAUACACAGUAUGUUGUGAAAAUACAGGCAAUUAAUGAAAUAGGUGCUGGUCCUAUAAGUGAGGAAGCUCUUAUUUAUUCUGCUGAGGAUAUGCCACAAGUUGCUCCUCAGCUUGUUAAAGCAGUAGCUUAUAAUUCCACAGCCCUAAAUGUGUCAUGGAAUCCCAUAGAAGAAACAAGAGAGAAAAUUAAAGGCAAUCUUAUUGGACACAGAAUAAAGUAUUGGAAGAAAGAUACUCGAGAAGAGGACAGUGUUUAUUAUCUUUCAAGAACUACACGUCCAUGGGCGCUUAUUGUGGGUUUACAGCCGAACAAAGAAUAUUUUGUUAAAUGCAUGGCUUAUAAUUCGGCAGGGGAAGGACCAGAAAGUGAACGAUUUUUAGAGCGUACUUUCCGAAAAGCCCCUCAAAAACCACCAUCGUCUGUCAGAGUUUAUGGCAUUAAUCCUUCAACAGUCAAAGUACAAUGGCGUUAUGUUCAGCCAUCCAUAGAUGAGGAACCUUUACAAGGAUAUAAGAUUCGUGUCUGGGAAAUCGAUCAAGACUUGAGUACGGCCAAUGAUACAUUCAUACCUUCUGGGGGAAGGUCAGAAGGAUAUGUGUCCAAUUUAUCUCCUGGAAAAACUUAUAAAAUGAGAGUGCUGGCUUAUUCUAAUGGUGGAGAUGGUCGUAUGAGUUCGCCAGAACUCACUUUUCAAAUGGGAAACCCCCAGUUCUUUCGUAGUAGUUCAUCAACAUCCAACCUAAGUGCACUAUUAAAAUGUCUAAGCAUAGCGAUUACCUUGAAAAUAGCUUUAUUUGAAAUUUGAUAACAAUAUGAUAUAUUUUUUAGUUAAAACAAAAAUAUUUUAGUACAACAAUUAAAAAGAGGAUUUGAUCUGUUUAUUUAUAUGUAUGUACUUUUAAAAUUGUAAAUAUUAGUUUUAUAAUAACUGUGAAAUGUUAAAUGUAUAUGUAGAGAUUAUUUGACACAGAUACAGCACAAAUACUACCUUCUUGCAAAAUGCGCAACAAUACGAUUCCGUCCACUUUUUGAUAUCAUUUUGUAUAUAUUAUUGUAUUGAGCUGGAAGUAAAUUAAAUAGUGUAAAGCUACUGUUUUCCUUUUUCAUAUGUUCAUUUUAAAAUGUGUGGAAGAUAUUUCAGGCUAGUUAAUUUUAUUUUAGAUAGAGUUUUGCAUUCCAGAAUACAUAAAAUAUAUUCAAAUUUCUGUUUUAUGUAAUACCUAUUAUAAUACAUACACACUAACACAAUAAUUAACGAGGAUAUAAAGUUAUUCUUUUAUAAAUUUAAAUCAACUAAUCUAAAAUACAUUUGGUAGCUGAAAAAAAUUAAUAGUCCAUAAUACAAUUUACUUUUCCUGAAUUUGAAUUUAGGAAUUGUUAUUUUGAAACAACUCUGUACUUUUGUACUGUACAAAUACUGAAAAUGUAUUUUGGAAAAAUCCCAAAAUAACUUGUCAAACUUAAAACAUAAGUUACCCACCCACACUGACUUUGAUCAUAUUAAUAAAAUAAUGAUGAAUUUAUAUUAAAAAAAAAUGUCCACCUAUUAUAUUCAAAUUUUUGCAAAAAUCUCAAGUUUUCACUAUUGCUUCAGUCUUCUAUAUUUUUUAUAUUGAUUUUUACUUUUAAUAAAGUAUACUUAAUUUUGUA
Messenger RNA from Ceutorhynchus assimilis (cabbage seed weevil), 4897 nucleotides. The record is from the annotation of a GenBank genome assembly. Lineage: Eukaryota; Metazoa; Arthropoda; Insecta; Coleoptera; Curculionidae.